Caenorhabditis angaria is the source of this 1780-nucleotide messenger RNA. Lineage: Eukaryota; Metazoa; Nematoda; Chromadorea; Rhabditida; Rhabditidae. The record is from the annotation of a GenBank genome assembly.
AUGUCGUUCGAAAAAAAGCAGCGAGUUAUGCUAAUAUUAUGCCUAAUCUUCGGAUUAUGGCAUUUUGCAACCCAAUGGACCACAACACUUUUGUCAUUUCUUCAAUGGGACACUGAAGAAGUUAUGACAAUCACAGAUUUAGGAUAUAUUCAAGCAUUCGGAAGUUUGUGUAAUGCUGUUGGUGCAUUGGCUGCUGGACAAUUGGCCGAUUCGAUGGGUGCAAAAACAAUGUUCUUAACUUCAGCUGUAUUCACAGCAAUUUAUUAUUCGGGUAUUUCACUGGCUCGUUCGUGGUAUUCAUUCUUCUUCCUUCAAAUCUUCCGAUUCGGUUAUCAAUUAGAUGGAACAGCUGAGAUGUAUUUGGCGACAGUUACAACAGAAAGUGAACGAACCGGAGCAUUGAUGAGACUAACAAUUCCACAAGCUAUGGCAAUGUUUUUCGGUCCAAUCGUUGGUUCAAAAGUUGCAGCGUGGACAACUCUUCGCACUUCUCAAUUUAUUGUUGGUAUCGUCCUUCUUGUCACAAUGCUUCCAGUCGUCCAAUUUUUAUUACCAACAACACAUUCGAUUCCAAGAUUGGCUUCUGCCCGACUCCGCCCACAAGAUUAUUGGCACAUGAUUUCAAAAAACUCGAGUCUCAAGGAAGGACUAAUGAUCCGCGCAUUGCUCAUCUCAGCCUACGUUUGCUACGAAAUGAUCUCGCGUAAUUUCUUGCUCCGUGAAUAUAUGCACAACACAAAUGACAGUGCCUAUGUUCUAUUGACAAUGUCCGCUGCUCUCCUUGCUGUUCAAUUCAUUAUUAUGCCAUUGGUUCAAAAUCGUACCUCACCAAAACGUUUAUUGCAAGUUUCAUUGAUCGGUUUGGCUGUCAGUUACUUUUCGGCCUCAUUUGCAACAAGUUUCGAGCAAAUGUUGGUUAUCACAGCAGUUCAAACAGGAGCCUACGCUGUCGCUUAUGCUGAAUCCUCAACACAAAUCACCACGUGAGUAAUUUCGAACCGAGAUUUUUUGGGAAAACAUUUUUGAAGUUUUUGGUCGUAAAACUAAUACGAUUCGAAAAAAAGUUGAAAAAUCAUGGGUUUUUGGAUCUCAGGGUCACUGGUUCGACCCCCGGUACCCGCUCCUCCUCGAUUUACCUAGAAUGGUAAAUGGUUUUACCAAUAUACAUUUCAGAUAUCCAGAAGCCUGGGCAUAUUUUUCAGGGUUCUAGACUUCUUUAGAAGAAUUUUCCAUUCCAGGGGCCGAACUCAUAAAAGUGGUAUACCAAAAACUUCUGAACAACAUUUUUUGGUACGCCAAAUUUUUCACUUUUAUGAAUUCGGGGUGGAUUUUUCAGACUUUUAGACUCUAGAGACUUCCAAAAUCCAAAAAAAAUAAUCAAAAAAAAAUUCCAGCGCUGUCGAAUUAACCGACUUGGGAAAAGCAACCGGUUUGGCAUCGAUGGUCCAAUGGCUCACACAUUUCAUCCUUCCAAUCUACGCUUCACAACUUGUAGAGGUAAGGGUUGGGUUUUCCGGGGUUUUUCACAGGUGUACCCUACCCGCUCUCCUAAUCCCACUUCCCCAAACUUCCCGCCCGCCGGUCCCCAGAUUCCCACACCCACCCAACCUUCCCACAUCCCCUAAAAAUCCCAAUUUUCUAGCAUCUCCACUACACCUACGCCUUCUACACCUCAACAAUUCUCUCCGGCGCUCUUUUCGUCUACAUUUCGCUAUACGGAAAAGAUACACCAAAUCGUUCGGGCGCACUUCUUCCAUCUCUCUCAGCCACCAAUUAUUAG